GCUUUUAGAGAUAUUUGCCUCUGCUUCAGCUUUUGACGUUGAAAAGCACUCUGUAAAAGCCAGGACAAAUAUAGACUAUAUCAUUUUGGUUUCAUAUACAAUUAUAUCGUAAUAUUACAAAUAUGCAAUUAUUAAUGCAAUUAAAUUUAGAAAAAAUCUUAUCAUAUCAUCUUACUAUUGGAAAGGCAAUAUUAAUGUGGAUGAUCUAAGUCUAACAAUCCACACAGGCGUUAUUUUAAUCUUUGACUUAAUAAUAAUAAUAAUCGUUUUCCCCAUUAAUCUCGUCACCGCCUCACAAGUCAGUCACCUAACAGUGUGCAACCCUCCUCCAUUUACUUCAGUAUUAUUCUCAAUCCUCAGUAUUGCUUUCAAAUCAAAGCAGAAAAAUGUCCAAGGAUCAUAUGAAGCUAGUUACCCUUUUCACCAUCGCCGUAAUUCUAAUCUUCUUCUUCUUCUUCUUUCUUGCUCAUGGAGCUCGCCCUAAUCCCACCACUCUGCAGGUUAGGAAGGGAGAAUCGGGAAGUUGUGAUGGGAUUGGAGAAGAGGAAUGCUUGGCAAGAAGAACCCUCCAAGCUCAUGUGGACUAUAUCUAUACACAGGAUGCCCACCCUCCCAACAAGUCCACAGUUACACACGCACCUUAGUUAUCUGUCUUUCUGAGUGCAUAAAUGGGACGUAAUAAAAAGCUGUCUUAUCA
This is a messenger RNA of Linum trigynum, 697 nucleotides long. NCBI's taxonomy places the organism in Eukaryota, Viridiplantae, Streptophyta, Magnoliopsida, Malpighiales, Linaceae. The record is from the annotation of a GenBank genome assembly.